CUCUACCACACCUGUCGACACCAAACACAUCACACGGUUUACCAUGUUCGCCCGCACCCUCCGCCAAACCUCCCUCCGCCGUACGCCCUUCGCGACCGGCCAAACAUCCCGACUAGCAGCCUCGAGCAACUACACCACAACAUCCAUCCGCUCCGCCAAAAAGGGUGCCGAAGCCCGCGACUCCAUCUCCACCGAAUCAACCGAAUACUCCAAAUCCGGCGGCGACGGCGCCUCCUCCACAGUCGAGGAUGCAGCUUUCUCGCCCGACAAGACGAGACCGGAAGAGGAAUAUGACAGUGCGAAGAAAGAAGCAGGAGGGGAAUCGGAGAACCCAUUGAGCGUCAGUCCCGCGAAUCAGGAAAUCAGCAAACCGAAAGAGGGAAAACCGGAGCCAGUCGCGGGUUCGAAGAGUGAAGCGGGCAGUGGAGGAGAGAGGGCGAGGACGAGUGGUGGGAGUGGCGGUGGCAGCGGUGGAAACUCAUAAGAGGAGAGACGAGACGAUGUGUCGUGCAGGCAGGCAUGUAUCUGAAAGACAUGGACUGUAUAUCUGCAAGGUGGCGGCGACGUGUUUCUUCCGCAGAACAGCGACGUUUACUGACGAUGUAGUGGAUGUUUAUUCG
Molecule: messenger RNA, 620 nt
Organism: Zymoseptoria tritici IPO323
Lineage: Eukaryota; Fungi; Ascomycota; Dothideomycetes; Mycosphaerellales; Mycosphaerellaceae
Exons: 2
Coding region: 44-484 (146 amino acids)
Source: RefSeq, a predicted model, not a curated record